Molecule: messenger RNA, 3120 nt
Organism: Prunus avium (sweet cherry)
Lineage: Eukaryota; Viridiplantae; Streptophyta; Magnoliopsida; Rosales; Rosaceae
Source: RefSeq, a predicted model, not a curated record
UCUUGAACUGUAAGUUCUGUAAUUUUCAUCUAAUGAGAAAAACAGUUUCACAAUAUUUCUCUCUCUCUCUCUCUCUCUCUCUCGAUACUUCUAUCUCUCAAAGCUUGAUUGAGCUCAUCAAUGGCUUCCAUGAAGAAAGCUUUCGUGGUAUCAGAGCAUUGCCUCUGCAUAUCGUGAUCGAUUUCUCUCCCACUGCUCCCUUCUUUGGUGUUCGUUUCUCUCUGUCAAGUAAUUGUGAGGUUCUGCUUUCUUCUCAAUCUCUUAGUAACUUCAUACUUUCUCUCUGCCUCUUCGUAUCUUGUGGUCACUGUUCGAAUUGGCCUUGCGAUCGAAUCUCUUGCUUCUUUUCUCUCUGAAAUCAAUCUGAAUUUCUGAAUUUUUUGAUUGUGUGAUUAAACCCUAGCCUUUGUUGAAAAUGAGGAAAAGCUCUGUUACACCGAUUGAUUUGCUUCAUAAUGCUUCCAAUUAUAUUACUCUGAAAUUGGAUGACACUAAUUACAUGCAAUGGAGCUAUCAGGUUGAGAAAUUUCUCAAAGUUUAUCGGCUUUCUAGUUUUCUUGAUGGCACGGUUAUGGUGCCUGUUGAUCCUGAUGCAGAUGCUUAUCUGGAAUGGGAAGCAAUGGACACUGCAAUUUUGAACUUAAUUGCUGCAAGUCUCUCAGAUGAUGCUUUUUCUGAAAUGAUGAAUUGUAAGUCCGCUACAGAGGCAUGGACUACACUGCGAGAUCGUUAUUCUUCAAUUUCUGAGCUCAAGAUCAUGCAUCUUAAGAAUAAUUUGCAUGGAAUGCAAAAAGGAACUGAUUCUAUGGAUGUCUAUUGGAAGAAGGUUCGUGCAACUCGACAACAAUUGUCUACUGCUGGUCAUUCUAUUUCUGAUCAAUAUAUGAUUUUGAUUAUCCUCAAAGGUUUAUCUGUGGAAUACAAUCACUUUAAGUCUCAUAUAUGUGCUAGACCAGUUCGUGUUACUCUUCCAGAGCUGCGUGAUUUACUGCUAGAAGAAGAGAGUGAUUUAGAUGCUGCUUCUAAGUCCUUUAAUCCUCCGAUUAUGACUGCUAUGGUUGCUCAGAAAGGCACCGUUUCUUCAUCACCACCUGUUGCUCAUGGUGAUAAUUUUCACUCUGGAUCUGUUGAUCGUGGAUGUGGUAAUCCAAAUUGGCAAACUAACUGGAAUCGACGCCCAAAUUAUCAUGGUCAUGGCCCUUGGUCUCGAGGCAGAUCGUGGAAUAAUGGUGGUCGAGGAGGUUCUUGGAAUAAUGGUGGUUCUUGGAAUGCUGGUGGCAAUAAUGGUCCCAACUGGAAUGGUCCUAACAAUCAGUGGAAUCAAGGUGGUAAUUCUGGGAGUUCAUAUGGUCAAUGGAAUCAAGGCCCUGGUCCAUGGAACAACAAUGCUGGUUCAUGGAAUAAUAAUGGUGGUCCAUGGCAUCAUGGGGGUAAUUCAGGUCCUUCUCAAUAUUUUGUUACUCCAAACUCAAGUCCUGGUGUUUUGUCAUCUUCACCCACGGCUCCACCUGUUUCAAUUGCUUCAUCCUCUCCAGUUAAUGAAACAUGUCAAAUCUGCCUCCAGUUUGGUCACACAGCCCCUAAUUGCCCACAAAGGACCAAUUUCUCAUAUCAAGGCACGCCUCCUUCUCCAGCACUCACCGCACUUACUGCAACUGCUAGCGGUCAAUUCUCGGAUCUAAACAUAUGGUUAACAGACAGUGGUGCUACAAACCAUAUGACCUCAGAUCUUAGGCUUCUCUCCAACAUUGCUCCUUCCACCUUCACCGACAAUGUCACUAUAGGAUCUGAAGGGGAGAAUUCUGUAUCAAGGAAAGUGCAGUAAUGGUCUUUAUCCACUUCCAAUAAGGACACCUCCCAUUUUACCUAGCUUGGCUGCUUUUCAUGGUCAAAAAGUUUGUCAUACUUUGUGGCACUAUAGAUUAGGCCAUCCAUCUCAUGAUAUCACUAGUUCUAUGUUACCCAAAGCUCAUAUUCCUGUUUCCCCUAGUUUACCACAUAUGUGUAGCUUCUGUUUACAAGGCAAGAUGUGUAAACAACCAUUUCCUUCUUCACAUGUUGUGUCUCAAAUACCUUUUGAAGUGAUACACUCGGAUGUCUGGGGUCCUACUCCCUAUUCCUCUUUGCAUGGUCAUAAGUACUAUGUAAUUUUCCUUGAUGAGUGUACCAAAAUUUGUUGGUUGUUUCCCUUAACAAAGAAAUCAAAUUGCUUCUUUACUUUUGUUCAUUUUCUUGCCUAUGUUGAGAAUCAGUUUGCUACUUCUAUUAAGACUUUCCAAACUGACGGUGGGGGUGAAUAUGUUAGCUAAGAAUUUCAGACCUACCUUAGUUCAAAAGGGAUCUUGCAUCAUAAGUCUUGUCCUCACACCUCUGAGCAAAAUGGAAGAGCUGAAAGAAAACAUAGACACCUAGUGGAAACUACUGUUACACUUCUCACUACAGCUGCUCUUCCAUCCAAAUACCUAUUUCAUGCAUUAUCCACAGCCAAUUAUCUCAUUAAUAGGAUGUCAUGUAAGCUCUUAAGUAUGCAAUCUCCAUUCUCUAAACUGUUUCACAAAGAACCAAAUCUAACCCUUUUGAAGGUGUUUGGAUGUGCAUGUUAUCCUCUAUUACGACCCUAUACUCAAUCUAAGGUGCAACCUAGGUCUGCACAAUGUGUAUUUUUGGGGUAUACUUUGGAUUAUAAAGGCUAUCUUUGUCUGGACCCUAAAACUGAUCGCAUUUACAUAUCUCGGCAUGUUAUCUUUAAUGAGGAUUAUUUUCCUUUUAAAAAUACUUCUUCCCCAAUCAAUACCAAACCACCAGAUUUGAUACCACUAAGACCUUCCCUUUCUCAUAGACCUCAUCUACCUUCUUCACCUUUGUGUUACUCAUAAACUUGAUGGUUUACCAGAGGCUACUUCUUCUACUAAUUCAUUAGCAAGUCCAGUACCUAGUGCAAGGGAAGUCUCAUCUUCUGUUGAUGUUAUUAAUUCCUCUACUGAGUAUGUACAGGAUCAGACACCAGAAUUUAUACAAAAUCAGGUACAAGCAGAGCCUUCCUCUCCGUAUGCCUUGUCAUCUUCUUCUACUGAGCAUGCUCUGGAUCAGUCACAAGCAUCUUCUUCCCAAUCCUCUUCA